AUGGCUUUACAGGAUGUUCCCGUUGUUCUUUUUGCUGGUGCUUCAAGGAAACCGUAAGUAAAGUAUUAUUUAUUAUUUUUCUUGGUAUUUUGAUAUUUCCAAAUAUCCAGUAUCCGUUUUACAAACACUUUUGCGAGUUUAUUUUAUAUCGUAGCUAUUCAAAAAAAUUUCCUUUUUCCCCUGAGUUCUUUUAAAGAAAAAAAGAUAAAGUAAACAGUGGAAUUUCUUCAGGAAUACUUUCAUUGCCACAAUAUAAUUUUUUUUUGCUAUUCGAAUUAAUACAGUGCUUCAAAUAUUUAGUGUAAAUGUCAUUUAAUAAUUAUGAACAAUGGCUGACACUUUCAUCUCAAAACAUGAAGUACACAAAAGUAGACCAAAAAUUACACAACCAUGUCAUAUGUAAAAACCACAGUCAAUUCUAUUUUUUUUUCAUUUUAGAAGUAAAAUGGAAUGGGGUGAAUUAAAAAACGUAAUCCUGUGCAGAGAAGUAUUGGCAAUAGAGCCUUAUAAAGCGAAGGAACGAACAGUGCAGAGAGCACAGGCAUGGCAAACUGUGGCAGAUAAUCUAAGCAAGAUUAAAGAUCCAUGUUUCAAAGUAGACAAAAGGUCUGUACGUGAGCAUGUUAUGAAAAUGGUUGAAAAGUUCAAAAAGAAAAACAAAGAAGAAGAAAGGGCAAGUGGAAUUUGCCCAGAACAAAGUGAGUUGGACAUUCUGUUGGAGGAGAUAGCAGACAGAAUGGAGGCAAGCAUAGAAAUAGUGGAAGAGGAGAAUGAGAGAAAGAUAAAGAAACUGGAGAAAGAAAAAGAACAAGCUGAAGAUAUCAGACUGAAAGCAAUGGAAUCACUGGGUGAAACAAAGAAAAGAGUGGGGAGUCAAGGGAGUGAGCAAGACGGGUUGGGCCAGCAGAGAUCUAAAAAGAGAAGGUCUAAUGGAUCUGAGCUUGUGGUAUUUUUAAAUGAAAGAGCGACUCAAGAAAUGCAAUUACGAGUAAAAGAUGCUGAGGCAAAAGAAAAGCAGCAUCAGGACAUGAUGGAGAUGUUACAAAGGCAGCAGCAAGAGCAACAGCAACAACAACAACAACAACAACAGCAAUUCAUGCAACUUCAUGGACUGCUUGUUCAACAACAGCAACAACAAAAUCAAUUGUUGCUUGCUCUGUUGGCAAAAAAAAAUUAA
Molecule: messenger RNA, 1177 nt
Organism: Paramuricea clavata
Lineage: Eukaryota; Metazoa; Cnidaria; Anthozoa; Malacalcyonacea; Plexauridae
Source: the annotation of a GenBank genome assembly